GUGAGCGGCGCCGUCGCGCGGGUUUCCUUUUCCCUCAACCCUGCGGCCGCCGAGGUGUGAGGCGCGCGAUGCUGGCGACGCUGGCGAGGGCAGCGGCCCUGUGGAGAACUAGCUUCCUCUCCGGCUGGGGCGGCGGGAGGGGGCUGUGGACAGGCCGCCCGCAGUCAGACACUGACAAUGUGAAGCCAUUGGAAGGUGUAAAAAUUCUGGAUCUAACAAGGGUACUGGCGGGACCUUUUGCUACUAUGAAUUUAGGAGAUCUUGGAGCAGAAGUUAUAAAAGUGGAAAGACCAGGAAUUGGUGAUGACACACGAACUUGGGGGCCACCUUUUGUGGACACAGAAAGUACAUAUUUUCUCAGUGUUAAUAGAAAUAAAAAAAGCAUAGCUGUUAAUAUCAAAGAUCCACAAGGGGUGAAAAUCAUCAAAGAGCUUGCAGCUGUUUGUGAUGUAUUUGUGGAAAACUAUGUUCCUGGAAAACUGUCCGCAAUGGGCCUGGGCUAUGAAGAUGUAGACAAGAUUGCUCCUCAUAUUGUGUACUGUUCUAUCACAGGCUAUGGCCAGACAGGACCCAUGUCUCAGCGAGCUGGUUACGAUGCUGUUGCCUCUGCUAUUUCUGGUCUGAUGCAUAUCACAGGCCCUGAGGAUGGAGAUCCAGUUCGUCCAGGAGUGGCUAUGACUGAUCUGGCUACUGGCCUGUAUGCUUACGGAGCCAUCAUGGCCGGACUGAUACAGAGAUACAGAACUGGAAGAGGACUGUUCAUCGAUUGUAAUCUGCUAUCUUCUCAGGUGGCAUGUUUGACCCAGAUAGCUGCUAAUUAUCUUAUUGGCCAAAAGGAAGCCAAACGCUGGGGUACAGCUCACGGCAGUAUUGUCCCUUACCAGGCCUUUAAAACCAAGGAUGGCUAUCUUGUAGUUGGAGCAGGAAAUAACCAACAGUUUGCCACAGUGUGCAAGAUCUUGAAUUUGCCUGAGUUGAUUGAUGACUCCAAAUAUAAAACCAACCAUCUUCGGGUACAAAAUAGAAAAGAACUUAUAAAAAUACUAUCUGCACGGUUUGCAGAAGAAAUAACCAAAAAGUGGUUAUGUCUUUUUGAAGGCAGUGGGAUCCCGUAUGGUCCAAUCAACAGUAUGAAGGAAAUAUUUGCAGAACCCCAGGUGUUACACAACGGCCUCAUUAUGGAAAUGGAGCAUCCAACUGUGGGGAAGAUUUCAGUCCCAGGCCCGGCUGUGAGAUACAGUAAGUUCCUGAUGUCAGAGGCAGUGGCCCCCCCACUGCUCGGGCAGCACACAACUCACAUCCUGAAGGAAAUCCUCCAAUAUGAUGACAAGGCCAUCAGGGAUCUGCUCAGUGCUGGAGUGGUGGCCCAACAUGAAGCCGUGUGACCAAGGAAACCAGGAUCCGAAUGUCCUUUGCUGACAAAGACAAUACUCUAUCUAGAUCCUUUUCCCCAAGUCUAAUGCCACUGAGAAUCAGAUAGAAUCCCUCUUGAUAUCAUGCCUGCCAUCUCUCUGGGAGGAUCCUGGAAUGAGUGAAUAUAGAGCCCUUCAAGUGUAUGUCAUUUUUUCAUUCACAACCAUUUUGUUUUCGGAAUACAGGUUUAAUUGUAGGUUGGUGAAAUUUUUGAUAAAGAUUUAAUUCUUUUGUUCUCAACCCCCAAAGAAUCAGUAAGCAUAAAUAAUGGAUAUAUUAAUUAGCUUAAUUUGGUCCUCCUAUAGUGUAUACAUGUGUGGAAACCUCACAUCACAUCCCACAGAAUGUACAGAUGGGAAAGAUUGAUGGAAGAAGGGAUUUUGACCAGGAAACAUGGACACAUAAACGGACACGUCAAAUCGAACCCCCCUUGUACAGCCAUGUGAAGUUCAGAAAAUUAAAAUAAUAAUAAAUUUUCUCUAAAAGGUUUUUUUUUUUUGUUUUUCUGGAAAAAUACACUCCUCAUCCUAAUUACCUUACUGGCCUAAAUAUUUGCCUGUUCCACCCACACAUCACUGAAAAAGAGCAGAUCUCUUAAUGUGUUCUACUUGUACAAAAAGAACUCAUUUAAAUCUCUGUUAGGAAGUCAAAGCAAUAAGCAGAAUGACAAUCUGUGAUGGAUUUUAAAUGGAAUACCAUAAUUUUGAGCUUAUGAACCCUCCCUUAAGCUGUAAUGUAAGCCACGGACUUGUUGAUGUUCUUUAAAAAGCUGAGCUCCAGUCUCUCCCUCUUGGGAGUAUUUGCUUUGUUAUAUGUUUCUGGUGAUUUCCUCAUAUGUGGCAGAAAAUUAAUGUCUCCCAGUGUUUUUAGGUGUAAGUAUCUGCAUAAAUAGACAAGAAGUGUUCAUCAGCAGAUACCUUAUUUUGAGCCACAUCCACAUGAAGCAGAUUUUUUGAAUGAAGAUUAGAGAAGUCUUUGGGUAUUAAAUAAUAUGUAAACAAUGCCAAGCAGAAGAAAGGUCGGAAAACAUUUCUUGGCCACGUGAGCAUCCACUGUAGACCACCCUGUCAUGCCUCUCUAUUUUAAUUUGUCAUAAGCUUCAAAGACUACAAAAAAUAGCUUUUAUCUGGAAGGUGAAAGUUGAUGAGUUUAAAUUUUUACUCAAACUGUGCAGCCUAGGUAUAGACCAAGGAAUGAGAGGCCCCUCCCUGAGAGUCCUUAUGUCACCUAACAGGACCUGUUAGGAAUACCUUAAAGCUGUAUCAUUGCAUACAGAGGGUGAUUGAAAUUGAAAUUACAGAUGUCUGCCUCUCAAACUGUGACUUACAGCUAGUUUUCGUCCUGUGUUCUUUCCAACUACAAUGGUUUGAGUCAUUUAUCCAUGCUGUAUGGACCCAAGUGUUUCCAGAAUCUAGGAUUCCAAAUAAAUUAAAAGAAAAAAGCUUGUCUUCUGA
This is a messenger RNA of Dipodomys spectabilis (banner-tailed kangaroo rat), 2867 nucleotides long. RefSeq names its product succinyl-CoA:glutarate-CoA transferase (gene Sugct). The record is from RefSeq and is a predicted model, not a curated record. Gene Ontology annotation, molecular function: catalytic activity. The transcript is spliced from 14 exons. The coding region runs from base 69 to 1385 and encodes 438 amino acids. NCBI's taxonomy places the organism in Eukaryota, Metazoa, Chordata, Mammalia, Rodentia, Heteromyidae.